Molecule: messenger RNA, 1018 nt
Organism: Malus domestica (apple)
Lineage: Eukaryota; Viridiplantae; Streptophyta; Magnoliopsida; Rosales; Rosaceae
Product: phosphoglycerate mutase-like protein 4
Cellular component (GO): cytoplasm; cytosol
Molecular function (GO): phosphatase activity
Source: RefSeq, a predicted model, not a curated record
UCUAUUUAAUUAACAAUUAUUGCAAUGCGCACUCUUAACCCUCCUCUCACUUUCACUCAACCCUUAGCGCCUCACGGAGCUCAGAGCUCAGCGUCGGUACGGCGGCGGCGUCAGUUCCCGAUUCAUCCAUGGCGGAGGCCGAUUCCAGCAGUGUUGACUCGGAUUACGCGGAGAUCCUUGUAGUGCGUCAUGGCGAAACGGUCUGGAAUGCUGACGGUAGAAUCCAGGGGACUUUGGAUGUCGAAUUAAAUGACGCUGGGAGGCAGCAAGCAGCCGCACUGGGUGAUAGAUUAUCCAAGGAUCCCAAAAUCUCCCUUGUAUAUUCUUCAGACCUGAGUCGAGCUUAUGAGACUGCACAGAUAAUUGCAUCCAGGUGCGGUGGGCUAAAGGUUGUUACCGAUCCUGAUCUACGAGAAAGGCAUAAAGGUGUUCUUCAAGGACUUGCAUACCAUGAAAUUCCCAAACUGUAUCCUGAGGCUUACCAGGCCUUUUUAUCUGGUGACACAAGUAAAGAUUUCCCGGGUGCUGAAGAAAGUCUUGAUCAACAUUAUCAACGCUGCACAUCUUCGUUGCAGCGAAUUGGCAAUAAACACAAAGGAGAGCGAGUAGUUGCGGUCACCCAUGGGGCGGUCAUACAUACACUCCUCACGAAGGGUUACCCAAAUGGCGAUUUUAUUGGCAAAAUUAUACCCAAUACAUCGAUCCAUGUAUUUCGCUUGUACGAUGACGAAAAAUGGACCGUAAAAUCCUUAGGUGAUGUUAGUCACCUCAACCAAACUGAUUUUUUGUAAUCAGCUCUCCGUGGGGACGAAAAAUCUGCCUAGUCCGUGUGUCGGGUUCUCUCGCAAUUUGUAGUAAUGAAUUGAAUGCUGGAACUGCCUAGUCACUAUUCAGUAACAAUGUCAUUUAGCUGAUGCUGGAUUAUCGCAUUAAGGUGGCCUAUGUUCUUGAGAAUAAUAUGUCGUAUUGCUUGAUAUGGUUAUUGGAUUGGAAGAAGUUCAAGCAUAAGAUAAUUUAU